ACUGUGAAUAAAAUUGACAAUUUGUUAUUUUUGAGAUUAUCUGAUUGCUAGAACUGUCAACUGUGUUUGACAGUGAACAUUAUUUGAACUACUCGGUUAACCCUACUUUUGUUUUCUGGGUUUUUGAAUUAUUUUGAAGUUGUCAACUGCGUUUGACAUUGAAUAUUUAGUUUCUUCUCGAAAUUGUCAACUGUCUGACAUUGAAAAAUUUUUUGAGAAUCAUAAUAAAUUUAAACCAGCUUGUUUUCUGGGAGUUUUCUCAUUUUUGAUUUUCUUUGACUGUAUCAAACAAUAAUUCAAACUUGAAUUCUGUUGUCAACUUGUAAUUUUUCAGCAUUGUUGUCUAUUAGUGUUAUUUUUGUGCGAGGGUUAAGGGAAAAAUAAGGACUGUUACCGGGAAUAGUGAAGUUGGGGAAAGUGUUCGGACUUCAACGGUUAAUAAGAAGAGGACAGUGUCGAAUAACUUCGAUAGAUUUCAAAUCGAUUGUUUGAGUUUGGACUUCAACGAUUCAAUCACUUAACCUCAACAUGGAUGUGAAUCGACUAUUGAAUGAUGAGCUGACUUAUGAGUUACAGCUGAGAGGACAAGUAAUAAUACCCAGCACAGUAAUGCUAAAGAGAAGUUUAUUACGACAGGUAUUGAAAUUGAAUUUGCCUCUACAGCCGACAGGAAUGAACCCGACACUGGACAUUGAGUCAUGUCAGAACAAACUCACCGACUUGCUGGAAGCCAUUCAACACUUUGACACUGAGAACACCACGAAGGAAUAUACUCGGAUUUCAACAAGAUUAAUACACAUUCAGAGAAGACUGAAUUUUAUUAUCACUAAAAAUGAAACCGAGGCACAGAUCAUAGAACACUUAAAGGAGACUGCAGCUCGGGCCUUGAGUUCAUUGGAGGCAACGUUGACUGCUGACAGACAGCAACCAUCAACCCGACUGGAUGGAUCGCUUUUGGAGGCAGAGAUUCCACAGUCGCCUGAGAUGUCUCCCAUUCAACCAACCAAGGUUGCACAACUGAAGACAUCACUGAUAGAUUUGGAAGAUGAUGAACUCCCACUGCCAACUGCCCAGGUCUCCCAUACUGCAACACCUGCAAAUAAGUCAAGAUUAGUUCAAGUUUUGAAUGAAACAAGACAGGAAUGUGAGAAGUUACUGCAGAAUUUACCAACGAUGCCUAUUCCUCGACCACAACAGCCGAAUAUGAAUCAACCAGAGGCACCAACUCAUAGUCGAUGGACCAGCUCUAUGAGAAGGGUGUCAUUUCCCGAUUUGAAUGAACCCAUGAUGAAUCUGAACCAGCUGAUGACACCGACUACUGCCCAACAAGAAUCUGAACCACGACCGAUGCCGACCUCAACUAUACCCAUCCAUAAAUGGAAUAUUUACUUUGAUGGGACUGAUAGUGUGAUUGGAUUUAUAGAAGAGAUAGAGAGACUUGCUGAAUCCCGAAAGACAUCCUUAGAACAUGUGUUUGAAUCGAUUUACGAACUUCUGCGAAAGGAUGCCAAAGAUUGGUUCAUCCCCCGGAGGGGACUCUUCAGAAACUGGGACGACUUCAAGACUCAAUUAAAAGAGGCAUUCUUACCAGUCAACUAUGAAGAGAAUCUACUGGAUGAAAUCAAGAAGAGGAUGCAAGGUCCUGAUGAGAAGUUACUACUGUACGUCACCCGGAUGCAAAAUUUGUUCCAGAAGCUGACUUGCAAUCGUCCCACUGAGAGUGAACAGAUUCGACUGAUAAGACAGAGGUUAUUGCCAUCACUGCAACAGGCUUUGGCCUUUCAAGAGACCACCACGUAUGAUGAACUCCUGAAAAAGGGAAAAGUUUUUGAAAUGGUUCAAUGGCAGAUGGAACAUUAUACCAAACCACCGGUUAAACCCAGCCUCAUCGAUGAACCACAUCUAACAUAUCAUCAACGUCGUCAACAGGACUACCCGGCCAACCUCUCUGCAAUUUCGGAGAAUACUAGACAACGAAACCACAGUACUCGUCAGGAAGCUCCCACACCAUCUCCAUCUCCGAAGAAGGGCCCGUCAAGACCGCUAACCACAGCCCGAAGGAUAGAAGACUGGAAUUGCUCAGUAUCCCCUAGACCAGAUCGUCCCCAUCUGCCCUCGAGGCCACCGGAAUACUCGACCAACAGAACAGGAAAUGCCAACACCUCCCAGGAUCGGAAUGGAUCACCACCGGAGCGAAGAGUGUCCUCCCAGACACAAUGCUUCAGAUGCGGGGGAUAUGGCCACCUACGUCGAGACUGUCGAGGGACACCGAAAAUGUUUUGCUCCCGAUGUCAACGAGAAAAUAUCCUCUCACGAGACUGCCCAUGUCCUCAAAACCGGAGAGGAACGACACCGUCAACUUCAGCGGGACUCCUAACUACAGUAAUUCCUAUCGUUAGCAACGACAGCUGGCCUCUGGUAGAAGUGCACAUUGAGGGAAAGUUAUUCCAUGCAUUGAUAGACACUGGCGCGGCAAAGAGCUGCUGUAGUCAGAGGGUGGCCCAGCUGUGUGAAAGAAACGGAAUCAAGGGAGAAAAAUCAACGACUGAAGCUGUCAUGGUAGCAAAUGGACAAACUACAGCCAUACCGAAGAUGUAUCACCUUGGAAUGGUGAUAGCCGAUUAUGCCCUGAAGAACAUAGAAUUUUUACUUGUACCCAACUUACCAGUCGACUUAAUCCUGGGAAUAGAGAUGCUGAAGACAUACAACUUCUCCCUGGAUAUCAAGAACACAGAAUGUUAUCUGGAAGGACGACGGAUCCCCAGAGCUAAACAGGUUAGCCAAGAGGUCAUAGAGGUGCAGACUCCCGAAAAACACCUCCAGAACCGAAGAGGAUCCCACAACAAACUGGCCGACAGCCUGUCAAGAAACCCACUACCGACACUUAACUGUGUCCAACUGAAAGAGACAGAUAUUCAAUGUAAGUGGUACAAAAAUAAGUUUCAGGAAGUAGAGAAAGGACCAGAACACUGCCCCGACUAUUCCAUCAUCGAUGGAAGACUACACCGACACUUUUGGGAUUCAUCAGAUGUUAGGGAAGCUGGAACAGGCCAUCCAUGGAAGCUGUGUAUACCCACCGAACAGAGGAACGAAGUACUGAAAGAAAACCACGACUCGGCCUUGGCUGGACAUCUGGGAAUAGCCAAGACAAUUGCGAGGAUCUCACGGAAUUAUUACUGGCCAGGUAUGUUUAGGGACAUUGCGAAAUAUGUCCGGAACUGCACUUCGUGCCAAAAGUUUAAAGUACCCCAACAGCAACUGGCAGGAAAGAUGCAACCUCGAAAGAUGGUGGAUGCGCCAUUCAAGGAAGUAUCAACUGAUGUAGUAGGACCUCUACCCCGCUCCAAGAAAGGUAAUUCCUAUAUUGUAGUUAUGCAGGACAGGUUUACCAAGUGGGUGGAAUGUCGACCAGUGAGGAAGGCCAACGCCAAGACUGUCUACAUGGCGUUAUAUGAACAGGUUGUACUGAAGUAUGGAUGUCCAACCACUGUGAUCUCCGACAAUGGGAAACAGUAUGACAGCCGGCUAUUCAGAGAAAACCUCCAGGCUAUGGGUAUCAAUCACCAGUUUACCCCUACGUAUACUCCACAAUGCAAUCCGGUUGAAAGGGCCAACCGAACACUGAAGACAAUGAUUGCUCAAUUCUGCGAGGCAGAUCACCGAAAUUGGGAUGAAAAGGUAGGAGAAUUAACCUUUGCUAUUAAUACUGCUCGACAGGACUCUACAGGAUUCACUCCGGCAUAUCUAAAUUAUGGAAGGGAACUGCGCAUCCCCAAAGCCAUAUAUGCCACGGAACCCAGGAAUCAAGGAUCUGGAGAUCCCAACGAGAACACCGAAGAAAAAGAAGAAAGUUUGACUCACCGUACAGAGCAGAUUCAACACCUACUGGAGGCCUAUGAGUUUGUAAGGACCAACCUAUACAGGGCAUUUAAUCGACAAGCUCAUAACUAUAACCUUCGACGUAGAGAAGUUCGUUUCCAGGUAGGCGAUCAAGUGCUUCGUCGUACACAUCACCUAUCAUCCGCCGUUAAUAACUUCGCAUCUAAGUUAGCUCCAAAGUUUGAAGGGCCAUUUCUUGUUGUGAAGGUGAUUUCACCAGUUAUUUAUGACCUGAAAGACCGGUCAGGCAAAGAGGAUGGCGGAGAGUCUGCAUAGUCGCUGGGCAGCGAUCCAGUGGGGAGAUGAGGUGGUGUACGAGCCACGAAGCUCAUCACCGGAGACAAUACCGGAAGUACCGGUGUUGAGGAGAAGAACGGUGACAGAGGUGAGGAUGUCUAGAGCCCCCCAGAGCUCAGUAUCGUCAGUACGAGGGAGAAACACCCUAGCAAGAGUGGAGAGGGUGGUGAAACGGACCACUACCCAGUCUACACAAACACCCCCUUUGUGCCAGCUGCGUGCCAAUCAAACCACACCGGCCCCCAAGAAUGUCCGUACGGUAGGUACGAUGGGAUCUAGGGUCUAUCUGGAGGUGCGAUCCAACACUUGCUGGAAGUGCGGCAAGACAUGCCCCUCGCGGCAGGAGUGUCGAGGUCCACCACUCCUAUUUUGCAGCAGAUGUGGUUUGAUAGGUACGCAGACCAGGUACUGCGAGUGCGUACCCAGGAAACUGGCCCCACGACCGCCAGCAACUAGGUCGGAACAACCAGCCAGGCAUCCAUGUGCAAGAUGCACAGAAAGGGAGGCCAUGCAGCGGAA
Harmonia axyridis is the source of this 4695-nucleotide messenger RNA. RefSeq lists its product as uncharacterized. Gene Ontology annotation, biological process: DNA integration. Bases 529 to 4155 code for a protein of 1208 amino acids. The transcript is spliced from 3 exons. Gene Ontology annotation, molecular function: nucleic acid binding; zinc ion binding. The record is from RefSeq and is a predicted model, not a curated record. NCBI's taxonomy places the organism in Eukaryota, Metazoa, Arthropoda, Insecta, Coleoptera, Coccinellidae.